UGCUCUCGAAGCAUUCAAUGUUCGUCGUGCUUCAGACUUCGGCAGUGGUGUUUGUGAAAAUUGUAUUGACCUUUAUUAUGAAUGCGGUCCCAAUUCAUGUAAAUAUGGUCAAACGUGUCUCGUUAAACAAAAUACUUGCAAGGCGUGUGGUGGAAUUUACUGUCUAAGCGAUGAAAAGAUUUAA
Ambispora gerdemannii is the source of this 184-nucleotide messenger RNA. The record is from the annotation of a GenBank genome assembly. Lineage: Eukaryota; Fungi; Glomeromycota; Glomeromycetes; Archaeosporales; Ambisporaceae.